This is a messenger RNA of Sungouiella intermedia, 1638 nucleotides long. The record is from the annotation of a GenBank genome assembly. NCBI's taxonomy places the organism in Eukaryota, Fungi, Ascomycota, Pichiomycetes, Serinales, Metschnikowiaceae.
AUGAAGUCGGCCAUUUUCCAGGAACAGAAGCGGCCAACAGAGCCUCGUGGAGCUCGAGUUUUGACCCGCAGAAAAAGACCCAGGUCACAUAGCCCGCUCAAGGCCUCGCCUGCUGGUCCCAAUGGACUCAACUGGAACUUGGACGAGAUGCUCUCGAGCUACACGGCCUCUGGCGCUUUGCCCACGCCACUUUCACCCACAUUACCUCCACAGUACGCACAGAAACGCCCAGCUGAUGACUCCGAGCACGACGAUGAUAGCAUCGAGAGUGACAUUGAUAACUUGCCCAUGUCGUUGCUUCUGCCGACACUACCGCAUAUCUUCGACGGCCGAGAGGGGAAUCGGCAAAGGGAGACGAAAGAUAGAGAGAAGGAGAGAGAUAAGGAUUUGAAAGAGAGAGAUAGGCCUGUCAAGGAGAAGGAUUUGAAGGACAGAGACCAUAAGGAUACGAAGGACAAAGACAGAGAUUUGAAGCAUGUUAAAGAUCUGAGGGAUGACAAAGAGGAAUUGGAGAGGGAGGGUGGUAGGGAUGGAAAAGGUGGAAAAGAUGGAAAAGAUGGAAAAGAUGGAAAAGAUGGAAAAGAAUCAAAGGACGUUAAAGAGACAAAAGAUGUCAAGGAGACAAAAGAUGUUAAGGAACCGAAAGAUGCCAAAGAUAAGGCUCGUACUCCUUUGGCCCAUCCGCUACCCAAAAAACCUCCCACUACAGUAUCUUCAGUGCUAGCAGGUGCAAACUCUCGGAGCAGCAAGGUGCGUUGGGUCAAUCGUGCCAGCAACACCGAGAAACCUCGGUUCUUAUUGCGUUUGACCUUCAAGCUGCUGCUCACAAAAUACAAGAGCAUCUUUCGCCCAAGGUCACCUGUUAAAUUGCAUGGUUUGGGAAUUGAACCCAAAAAGAACCCCGACAUGGAAGAUAGACAAUACUGGCUGAGCAUCGCCAAGGAAACCCAAGAGUACAGCGAGAAGAUACAGAACUCCGAGCCGCUUCUCUCUGUGGUUGUCCAAUUCGACUGGAUCUUGGUGCUCUGCAUUUCCCAUGACUGCGAGGAUAGAUCUCGUGUAUCCGGUCGUAAUUCCUCAGACCGUAAUUGGCACAGCUUGUACAAAGAGAUCUCUCCGUUCAUUGGCCGCAUAGAAAAGUAUAUAAAAGCCAACGACGUGUCCGACAAGCAAAAGUCGUUUCUCUCUUUUCUUGUGGGAAUAUUGGCGGUGGUUAAGGCGUUAGUGCUCAAACGAAUCAAUGCGGUACUACAAUCGUCUAUUGAUGCCUUGUUGGCGAAAGACCAGACAUCUGAGGCUAAAAGCAAGGUGGUUGAUUUGCAGAAGCAGAUCAUUGCAAAUUAUCGCCAAAUGGAAGACCGUUACGCCGAGUCACAAUCAUUUUUUGGUAAUCGUCCAGCUCCAGCUACGAUUUUCCCCAAGAGUUGGGCGAAUCGAAGCGGAAACAUUCCUAGAGUGUCGGAAGAACCCAUGAAUCCGGCUACAGACAAAUACUUUCUUCCGCUUGGCCCGUAUUCGGACCUUCGAGAAGGCUGCGCAUAUCUUUACGGAUGCUUACGAGGUUUUUCAGAAGUUUUUGGAUCCGAAAUCAACGGAGGAGUCAGGUACAACUUCCAAUGUGGGUCCAAAAGGAACUGA